Molecule: messenger RNA, 3921 nt
Organism: Dermacentor silvarum
Lineage: Eukaryota; Metazoa; Arthropoda; Arachnida; Ixodida; Ixodidae
Product: nucleolar protein dao-5-like
Exons: 4
Coding region: 1-3780 (1259 amino acids)
Molecular function (GO): protein binding
Source: RefSeq, a predicted model, not a curated record
AUGAAGUGGUUCAACGGCAACAUGCUUCAGGCCAUCGCCGAGGCCCACAGCCGACGCGUCCUGCUCCUGGUGUUCGUCGAGGGCGACGACAUGGCCUCGCGGAACAUGCGCUCCACCUUCGAGGAUGCCGAGGUGAGCAAACUAAUCGAUGUCAUGAGCUGCGUUCCCAUACGGCUCCGGGCCAACAGCAGCGCCUGCCACCAGUUCACCCUCGUCUACCCGGUGACCGCCAUCCCGUCCACGUUUUUCAUCAGCUCGCGCGGAAACCUCGAGGCUUCCGUCGUGGGCUUCACCGACCCGGUGUCGCUCAGCGACCGACUCGCGACACUCAUGGCCUCGUGCACCAUUAGGAAGGUCGCCUCGGAUAUGCGCGACGCGAGCGAAGCGAGUGUGUCCGUCGACCGCAUGGUGCGCUCGAAGCGCCAGUCGUCGUCGGCGCGCCUCCCAGUCGCAGUACCGGCGGCUGAAGGCGCCGGUGCGCUCUCCCUGCAACCGCCAGCCGAAGGUGUCGCCAAAAAACGCAGCAAGGGCGGAGAGCGACGCUCCAAGAAGAAGCACAAUAGACAAGAGGCCAACGUGCAGACCAGCAUCGUGGUACUCGCCGAACAGUCCACGCAGAUCAACAUGGAUGACAAGCGGUCGUACAACAGCCUGCUCCAGAAACUCGCAGCGAUGGAAAAGGCCACGUUAGCUCCGACCGCCACAAUCGCAACGGCCCAGGUCCACGGCGACCUGGCUGCAGGCCUGGCGUCGCUGAUGGGAGACGGCAGGGAACAGAAAGACCUGGAAAUGCCCCCCGAAGAAUGCAGUGGGAAUCCGCUUGCCGUAGUCGCGGGGGUAGCGACGGGUGGCGCGUCCGUCGACGUUGAGAUGAAAGAGAAGCCUGCCUCGAACGAUGACACAGGGGAGCUGACCGGUGUUGCCGAGGACGCUAAAGACGGUUCGAACGGGCAGGCACCCCUGGAAUCGCACAAUAAUUCUCACAAUGGCAAGGACGAGAUUAAUGCAAGCACGCCACCACAGCCGCCGCUUCCUCCGCCAUCGCCGCCAGCGGCAGAAGCCGUUCGCGCAAGUGAGGUCGAGCACCAUGCCAACGUCGCAGUUAGCGAUGUGCCGCCCGUCGGGUUCGACGACAUCGAUUUGGUGUUGUGCGACGCCGCGGAGGGCUCCGCAUUGCUCAUCAAGUUCGCUGUGCUCGCGCAGGAGUUUGCCGAUAAGGUCUUGAGCAGUUCGCAGUACGAGCACUCCGACUCCAAGUCUUUGGAAACGUCGGCCGCCGAGGCAGUUAAAGCAUCUGCGGCCGUGCGGAGGCUUGCAGAGUCCUCUCAGAAGCCAAAGUCCAAGAAGCAACAGCAGGCGACCAAAUCAGAGGCGUCGCCUCCAACUAAGAAUGUUGAGGUUUACGCGAACGGGCAGAGGCAGAGGCAACAUGCGGACACUUUCAAGAGAUCGUGUCAGUUGGAGAGCCUGCAGGGAAACGUGGGCGACGCUUCAGAAGCGAUCGCGGCGUUACAAGAAGCCGCGCUCGAACAGCUGGGAGACGAGGACCUUUCGACGAAAAAGCGAAGGGCUUCUUCGAGCGCACGUUCCCAGAAACAGCCGCGUAAUUCAGACGCGCAACAGCCAAGUAGUUUAGACCAGCAAGCCAAGCAAAGCUCCGAGAAACGCAAGAAGCAUCGCGAAUACCCAGCAAAGGACCAUGCGGCAGAUUCGAAGAAAGUCGCGACGACGUUGAAGAAGGCGACCGCAAAGGGAGCUGCAGUGCUCGGUUCUUCGACUAGAGAGCAGGACACCGGCUUCAGCCAACUAGCCCAGAAGAUCAAGCUCUUUGAAUCCGUCGCUGCCAAUGCUCAGGACUCGAAGAUCAGCCUGGCUGAGAAGAGGCUGAGAAGAGAGCAUAACAGAACAGAAGAAGUGAAGAGGUCAAAGAGUGCUUCACCGUCCAGGCCGCAAGCCAACGACAAUCCGGCGAGAUCUCCUGAGAACGGGUCGACGCGAACGCACGUUGGAAUGCCGCCGCCGCCGCCUAUUCUUCUCGAACAGGACGUCUCCGUCGUUCGCACGCGACGGGGCAUCGACACCAUCACCGAGGAAGAGACCGGCGCCAUCGACUCUUGCCUCACUUCACCGCAACCCACCCCACCGCCACCGCAAUCGCCUCUUCCUCUCCCUGCAGACGCUCCGACUCAACCGGAAGUUCAGAAAACCGCGAAAGAGACGUUCCACAAAUCAUCCGCGAAGAAGCCCGCGUGCGAAGUAGCACCUACGUCGCUUCCGCUUCCACAGCCGCUGCCACCUCAGCAGCAGCAGACAACGCAAGCCACAGUGGCUCAGAAUCGGAACCCUCUUCAGUCGAGGAAGGGCGCGCGGAGGCCCUCGAGCCCCACAAAAAGCAAGGAGUUCCUUACGGCCAGCAACUCCCAGCUGGAUGACGCGCUCGUCUUCGGUGCCACGCACCCCACCAGCGAUGACAGCGCUGCCGCGACGACGAAGAGGGCGUCGCAUUCGCGACCGAGACAAAGAAGGUCGAUGGCUGCCAAGAACCCGGCCUACGAGCGCCUCGUGGAAAGCGACGGUGACGACGAGACCGUGGACGACGAGCUGGCGGCUCGCAGGACUCCCUCGGCCGCCGCGUUCAGAGCCGAGGCCGAUUGGAUGGACGAGAUGGCGCGCACGGCGUCCAGGCGCACCCUUCUCUACCGGGCGGGGGUUCUCGAGGAGUCGCUGAACAACCUGUGUCGCACGCUGAACGACAUGGAAGGUCCCACCGUGUCUCUGAGCAUCGGCGGUCAGUCGCGCACUAACAUUGCCAAGGUACAAGCAACAGCAGCUCAGGAAUGCCGAUCAUCGGUAGCGACAACGCCUGCAGCGCCCUCUGCGUCGUCGCCGAGCAAGCAGCACGUUCACGUCACCAUGAGCGACCAGAAGGAAGACGGCGUCGACGACGAAAAGGCGAGCGCCGUCGAGGCCCUUGUGAGUACCAAAGCCACGCAUCGUGUCUCGCUCUCGGGUACAAACGUCCGCAACCGGGCCCGGAGCCGGCCGUCGUCGAGCCACCUGGGAGGCAACAGCGGGGGUCGAUCGCCGAGCGGCGACACGUCGCAGGCCUCCGGUGGCGGCAACGCUCGCAAGUCGGCGAGCUUCACGCCAACGGUAGUUCGUGGCUGCGGCGGCACCGGCGGAGCUGACAAGGCGAGCAUCACACUCAACCUGCCGAAUGGCAGCUCGGUGAUCAAGUCGUUUCCGGCGUCAGCAUACCUGGACGAAGUGCGUUGGUUCACAGAGGAGCUGCUGGCCACGGUGCUUCCCUCCUGCUUCCCGUUCACCAUGGCACGCACCAACCCGCUGCGCGAGUUCUCGCACGAGGAGUACCGCAAGACCCUUGAGCAGCUGCAUCUGGCGCCGUCGGCGGCGCUCCUUGUGUUGCCCAGAUCUGCGGCACAGGGUGAGAGUGGGGCGGUAGCUCUGCUCCCUGGCGGUGUGAACGGUGAGCCGGCGUGGGUCGCCAUCUUCCGGCUGGUGUUUGGCAUGUUUGUGGCCACGCCGCUGUCGCUCAUCUGGAAGCUUCUGAACUGCCCGACCGACCCGGCGACGGCGGCAGCGCGCGAAGCAUUCCUGUCGAGCAGUCUGGGCAGCUCGACCCUGUCGAGGUUGCCGCCGUCUGCCGUCGCGACCGUCGCGACACCUGCACGCAGCGUCAGCAGCGGCAGACUGUCUCGUCGAAGGGCCUCCAGCCGCGCCGAAAACUUCGACAUCUUCAGAACUCUUCACGAAUCGUAACACUGUCGCGAAGGGAGAUGUUGAGCGACGAUCGACGGGCGGACAAUUCGAAUGCGGGAUGCGUAUCUCCUGAGACCGUAAACGUUCGACGGAUUUCAAGAGCGUAUGGUCUCUUGAAGAAUGAGUAUAAAAAUAUGUAAA